Messenger RNA from Aspergillus pseudoviridinutans, 1725 nucleotides. RefSeq names its product HET domain-containing protein. The transcript has a single exon. Bases 1 to 1725 code for a protein of 574 amino acids. The record is from RefSeq and is a predicted model, not a curated record. NCBI's taxonomy places the organism in Eukaryota, Fungi, Ascomycota, Eurotiomycetes, Eurotiales, Aspergillaceae.
AUGGAAGCCGCCGCGAGCAAAGAAGUGGUUGCGCCGUGGAUGGCAGCCCCAUAUAUCAAUAAAUGGCUUGAGGAGUGCCGGAGGAACCAUUGGGCAUGCUACCGGUCUAUCGCUGGUGAUAUUGAAGGUCUGGAAGCAUCGGCUGCAACUACGUGGCCGACUCGGCUACUUCGUAUAUCUGAUUCUAACAAGGUUGGAGUCCCAUUAGUGAGUCUUGUUGAAACCGGGGGGGCCCAUAUUGGCGACUAUAUUACGUUAAGCCAUUGCUGGGGACCGCCUGGGAAGCGACCAUAUUGUACCAAGGUUGGGAAUAAGGAGCAGCAUUACAGAAGCAUUCCCUUUGACGAUUUGCCUCUGACAUUUCAAGAUGCAACAAUGAUAUCCUACUGCAUGGGAAUAUCGUACCUAUGGAUUGACUCCCUUUGUAUAGUGCAAGACGACAAGGAAGACUGGGAUAAGGAGUCAAUGAUUAUGGGAGAAAUAUAUGCAAAUGCAGUUCUCAGCUUUGCCGCACAGUCCGCCCAUGACUCAAGCGAGGGGCUUUUCAAGAUCCGCCAGCCAUUCCAAACCGCUCAGCUCUGGUUCGAUCCAAGAAAAGGUGCAUCAGUGGGAUCUAUCCUUGUGCUUGACAGCGCAGCGUUCCACCAGUCCUUCAUGUACCUUGAGGGCUCUCCUCUCCAGAAGCGGGGGUGGGUUAUGCAGGAGUACAUUCUAUCCCGGCGAAUUGUUCAUUUCACAAGCCUUGGUAUGGUUUUUACCUGCUAUGGUGAGCAGGCAUCGAAACAUGGGGCGCUAUCUUCUGAUAGGUUUUCGAGAACGGAGUUUGGCAUGGGGCAGGUGUCUCGUCCGAUUGAUACCUGGAUAGAGCUGGUUCAAGCAUACUCUGCCCGCAACCUGACAUACCAGUCAGAUAAGUUGGCAGCGGUUCACGGCAUAGCCUCCGCCCUUGCUAGGAGGAAUCAAACUACCUACUAUCAUGGGCUCUUUCUAGAUUAUUUUCCAAGACAUCUGGCCUGGUUUCCGUGCGAUUCAAAGGCCCAACGCGCCACGCAUCCCAGUAUUCCUUCAUGGUCCUGGGCGUCGAUGACGGGAGGAAUCAGAAUGAAUGACAGCUUUAAGGGUGUGCAUCUAAAAGAUGAGGUACCGCGCGGUUGGCAAUGCAAGAAUAUCUGCCAACUCGUCAAAUCCGGUAAUGGAAUACAUCCUGGGGCGCUCGAGCUCAGUGGGAAACCUAUCCCAGUAAGGGUACUCCAUGGAGAGCACUGGUGCCAGUUUUAUGGAGGAUUCUUCUUCGGUAUCAGAGAUCUGUUGGAACUGCACGCGGUAGAAAUUGAAGAAGCCUGGGCGAAAUGCCGCGCCCAGAACCAGGGCUUCUCGCAACCUCGCUCUUGCAAUGUGCGGUGCGUUGCUAAGCCAAAGGAGCAACGCAAAGGGAACACUCGAGGGAUUUUCAUUAUCAGCGGAGCGGAGAAUGACCUUGCGGGAUGGUGCUCUUUUGAUGAAGGCAUUCCUGUCCUGGAUGUUCUCCAUUUUCUUCCAAUAUAUCAAUUCGAAUCGGUAUGUUCUCACCGAUGGGUUCGCAGUCAGGGAAAGCACCGGUGGUGGUGCUUACUGGUCAAAGCGACUGCAGGAAGGCCACCGACUUUCUACCAAAGGGUGGGCUUUGGCGUUCUGGAGGAAGGGCAGCUGUUGAAUCGAUCUUUUGAGCAGGUGUUCCUUAUCUGA